GCAAAGGUAAACAGAAGAAACAGCUGUUUGGCAAAGUCUAUAACCGGCCUAGUCUGAGUGUGAAUGAGAGAGGGGCAAUCUAGAAAAAGGACAACCAUGAUACAGGAUCACCUGGGACACUUUUCUGAAAACUACUGGGAGCUAUAGAAAGCACCCAUGGGAGCGAGCCAAGCGGCCGACAACAACCUGCUGUCGCUCCUCCUCCUCCUUCAUCCAUCCUUCUCACUACGUCUCUCUAUCUGAUCCUAUCCAGCACUCCAAGCUUCAGCGCCGGAGAGGGGACAGCCUGUGCACAGAGGAAAAGAGACCAAUAAUCAAAAUCCAAAGGCAGAAUGCUACCUCUUUCAUUGUCCUGGAGUUUUGGAGCAGUUCUGGUGCUGUAUUGGAGUUCUUUUUGGCCUCAAGUCCGAUCAUCGCUUUCACCUGAGAAUGAGGUGCCCCUUCGACCCACAACAUGGCUGCCAGAGGGGAAGACCACCCAUGUAAAACUGCCCAAAGGGAGGACAGUCAGGCUGUACUUCACCCUAAAGAAGAAGACACCAGGAAUGUCAGUGACUGUCAGCCCCUGUAAUUUGCCAAUUGAGUGGAGUUUAGCAGCACGGACAUUGAAGGAUAACCCAUUCAAGAGUCUGCAGUGGAGCACAAAGAAGAGCACACCAGAGGUUUGGUGGCGGGGUCCAAGCACUGAAGAGAAAAUCCACAGCUUCUCUGGAAACUCUGUAAACACUUACACAGGCCCUUCUUCCCCUCAUGCCUCCAUCUACAUUCUGAGACUGCGCUCCAAACAGCACAGCUCCAAAACCACUGUGUACCUCCAUGACGGUACAGGAUCCUCCGGAGCAUUCCCACUUCUCCCAAAGGAUAGCCGCGUUCACACCUUAGGAGUUGGGAUGACCAGCGUCACCUUGAAUUGGUCGCCAAGUCCUUCCCUGAUCUCCCAGAAAGGUUAUGAGUAUUGUGUUUUGGUUAACUCCAAAAACAAUUACCCCAGCAUGUGUGCAGCACAAGAGAGCAUCCGGAGAAAAAUAGAGGAUAUUCAAAACAGGAAUGAGAAGAAAAGAAGGAUGACACCAUGGCCAAUAUUAAAGGAAUGGUGGUGGGAGCAGUGGGACAGCUAUCCAGACCCCCAAAACACUGAUGAACUAGAAGAGUUGCAGUGUGUAUGUAAAGGUGCAGAAAAUGUGUGCACUGUCUCUGAGCUCUUACCUGACACUCAGUAUUACUUUGACGUUUUUGUGAUGGACAAGUUGAAUGAGACUAGCAUGGCAUACACAGGGACAUACGCACGGACCCACGAAGAGGCGCGUCCGGAUAUAACCACUCUAAGAGAAGGGGAACUCCGGUGGGUCAACUUUCCAGACAGGAGCUUCAACUCGGAGCAGUUCUUCAGCUUCCGUCCACGUGGCUGGCAGCAGAGUGGUCUCCUCACACUGCAGAGCUGUGGAGGAGAUGAAAAAGUCAAGGUCACUGUAUCCAAUAAAGGUCAAGUUUUGGAGACUCAGAAAGUGGGGGGAGACUUGCUGCAGAUUUGGCUCCAGGGAAGUCCUUCUUAUUUGAUACACUUGGAGAGAGAGGGAACACCUACAAAGAAGACUCCUGUUGCUCUACCAGCAGGACUGACUGCCUCAGUGAAAAUGCAGACCUCUUCCGCCUAUCACAAAAGAGGAGUUCCAUCUCUGCCAUCAACUUUACAGAUCAAGUCUUUCAACAAGCUGCGCACAUGUAACAGUGUGACUAUAGCCUGGAUAGGGACAGAGGAGCGGAGCCUCUACUGCGUGUAUCGCAGAAAGUUAAACAGUCGGGAGGCAGAGUCUGGGAAGGUGUUAGUUCUGAAUGCCCCCUGCCUAGGUCCUGAGUCCCGCUCUGACACAGAGAGGGUCCUCUGUAAGUAUUUUCAGGAGCUCAAUCCCCGUCGUGCUGUCACCACAGCUGUGAUCAGCGGCCUGGAGCCUGGAAUGGCCUAUGUGUUUGAUGUCUAUCUAAUGAGACGCUGGGGGAUCCCGAUCAAAUACACUAGCAAGAUGGUAAAGACAAGAAGAGACUGCUGAGCUGCCGCAACUUGUAGGAAAAGGAUCAGACUGUCCUAGUUUAAGGGAAUGCUGACCACUAACAUGCUGUAAAGACAUGGUUAUGCAAAAGGCCAUUUGAAGGUUUACUGUUAUGGAAAGAAUUCCAAUAGAAGUUACUGUUCCCUCUUCAGAAACAAUGGUUACAUGGGAACACUAAGACGGAACCCAUCCAAAAGGAUAGGAUGUGGAUAAAGGCACUGGAGAGGGAUCUGCACACCAGCAAAAUGUUCAUAACAAGUUACAAUACAUCUGCCGUGCUUCUGUCAUUUUGUUUUUCAUUGUGUAGACCAUUUGAAUUCUGUGCCAGUCGUCCAAGUGCUUAUUUUGUGUCUAAGUACAAUGGACAUAGUGGUUUCUGAUGAAAUAAACACAAAAAUAACAGACUGUGCCAAACAGAGACAUGAGGGACAAUAGUCGGUGAAAUGCUGAGAUGACUGUGCAGUAGCCUCUAACUCAGUGCAACUUGUACAGGCCUUUUGGAGACAGAUGGGUAUCAAGAUACUUAGUUCAAAGUCAAUGUGUACUUUGUGUUCUGCUUUUGCAUGAAGCAGUGAGUAUAGGCUAGUGGCUUGCCUUAUUGUCUUUGAUGUAUCUUGUGCUGCUUUAAA
This is a messenger RNA of Periophthalmus magnuspinnatus, 2677 nucleotides long. It is a transcript of the gene ndnfl, whose product is annotated as neuron-derived neurotrophic factor, like. The coding region runs from base 333 to 2048 and encodes 571 amino acids. The transcript is spliced from 4 exons. The record is from RefSeq and is a predicted model, not a curated record. Gene Ontology annotation, molecular function: protein binding. NCBI's taxonomy places the organism in Eukaryota, Metazoa, Chordata, Actinopteri, Gobiiformes, Gobiidae. Gene Ontology annotation, biological process: extracellular matrix organization.